Messenger RNA from Megalops cyprinoides (Indo-Pacific tarpon), 13583 nucleotides. RefSeq names its product apolipoprotein Ba (gene apoba). Bases 36 to 13286 code for a protein of 4416 amino acids. The record is from RefSeq and is a predicted model, not a curated record. Lineage: Eukaryota; Metazoa; Chordata; Actinopteri; Elopiformes; Megalopidae. Gene Ontology annotation, molecular function: cholesterol transfer activity; low-density lipoprotein particle receptor binding. Gene Ontology annotation, cellular component: low-density lipoprotein particle; very-low-density lipoprotein particle; mature chylomicron. The transcript has 29 exons. Gene Ontology annotation, biological process: triglyceride mobilization; cholesterol transport; lipoprotein transport.
ACCUAAAACCCAAGGAACAGAGCUUUCUGGAACCCAUGAUGGGGUACUCGAAGCUCUGCUUAUUGCUGCUUCUGAGCACCUAUGCCUUGGCCCAGCAAGGCAAUGACAGUUCUGAAGAACAGAGCUCAACGUGUCCAUUGGCAGCAAGGUUUAAGAACUUCAAGAAAUAUGUGUACCAGUAUGAAGCUGAAAGUCAGAAUGGGGUCAGUGGAACAGCUAAUGUGAGGAAUGGACCCAAGGUCACCUGUAAGGUUGAGGUUGAAGUUCCUCAGUCAUGCAGCUUCAUAUUGCGCACUGUGGAGUGCACCCUAAGCGAGGUGUCCGUCAUUGACGCUGAGGGAUUGCCCGUCUACAGGCCCGCCACUGGUGCUGAGGCCUUCCGUGAAGCCAUGGAGAAGAACACUCUGAAGUUCACGGCCGAGCAGGGUGCCCAGGUGACCCUGUUCCCUGAGCAGGAUGAGCCCGCCAACAUCCUGAACAUCAAGAGGGGAAUCAUCUCCGCCCUCAUGGUGCCCGUGGAGGACGAGAGCAACAGAUACAUGGCCACUGUGCACGGUCUGUGCCAGACUGACGUGGUCGUCAACACCAGGAAGGACAUUGCCACGGAUGUCACUGUCACCAGGGACCUGUCCAAGUGUAACCACUUCAACCCCAUGGCAGACUACACCAGCCCACUGGCCCUCGUGUCCAGGAUGCAUUUGCCUCUGUCCCAACUGAUCAGCAGCACACAGUCCUGCAACUAUCAGUUUGACAACAAGAGGAAACACAUGACCGAAGCCACAUGCACUGAGAAACACAUCUUCCUGCCCUUCUCCCACCAGAAAGAGCAUGGAAUCUCAUCCCUGGUAAAGCAGACUCUGACCCUGCAGGAAUCUAACAAGAUCAACAACAGAUACUUUGACUAUGAUGAGGCCAACUCGAGGCCCCUCUCUAUGGACUACGCUGAUGACAAGGCCCCCGUCCAGACGAAGGACAUUGUCCUGGCUACCCUGAGAGAUCUGAGCGGCUUGGCUCAGACUGAGCAGGGCCAGCAAAGGGCCAGCCUUUUCCAGAAACUGGUCACUGAAAUCCGUGGCCUGAAGAAUGAGACGCUGAGCUCUGCCUUGGCAGAGAUGAUGGACGUUUCCCGUGCUCUGACCUGGCAGGCUCUGGUCCAGUGCGGGACCCCUGAGUGCACCAGCGCCAUCCUGCAGGAUCUCCGGGACUUCUCUGAAGGCGCCAUUGAGGUUGAUGCCGUUGUCUAUGCCUUGGGACUCAUGCCUAAACCCUGCAAUCGGCGUGUCAGAGAUAUGCUGAGCAUGGCUGAGAACAGACAGACCAAAGCUGUCAUGUAUGGCCUGAGCAACAGUGUCAGGAAAUUCUACCAGUCAACAGAAGAGGUAACUCGUGAGCUUGAGGAGGUGUCAGAAUUCAUGAACUCCCUGCUGAGUGGCGACUGCUCUGGUAAUGAGGACCAAACCUUCCUGACGCUGAGGGUCAUUGGCAACAUGGGAAAGGCCAUGUACUUUGCCAGCCCCACCCUGCGGUCCACACUCCUCAGAUGUGUGAUGCAGCCUGCAGCCUCUCUGUCCGUCCAGCAAGCUGCCAUCCAGGCCUUCAGGCAGAUGCCCAUCGAUGAGGAGAUCAGCAGCAUCCUUCUCCAGGUGUUCCAGGAUGCAGAGAGCCCCGUUCAGAAGCGUGUGGCCGCAUACUUAAUGCUGAUGAAGAACGUAGAGACGGCUGACCUCCCUCAGGUGAUGAACACCCUGAUGACUGAGCAGGACGAACACGUCAAAAGCUUUGUGGCUUCCCACAUUGCCAACAUCCUGAACUCCAAGGACCCUGAAACCCAAACGACAAAGCUGAAGAUCACUGAGGCCCUGGAGGGUAAUGAGAUUCCCGCUGCCAUGGACAUUGCCACAGCCUCCCGCAACUACAAGAUGGACUCCUCCAUUCCACUGCGGGACCCUUUGACAACCUCAGUUGAGGGCAACAUGAUCUUUGACUCCACAGGCUACAUGCCCAGAGAGAUCAUGCUGGAGACCACUCUGAAAGCCUUUGGGUACAAUUUUGACAUGUUUGAGGUUGGCAUGGAGGGGAAAGGUAUGGAACCAAGCAUUGAUGCUCUGUUUGGAGAAAAUGGCUUCUUCCCUGACUCUGCGUUAAAGUCAAUGUAUUGGCUUGGAGGAAAAAUGCCAGACAGAGUCCACGAAGUUCUGAAGAACUGGAUUGGUCCACUGAGGAACGAAAGAAUGAAAAGACAGGUCCCUGAGAACAUCUUGGGUGAAAUUCAAAGCAACUUUAACAAGCUGGUUGAGAACCUCCGCUCUCAGGACUCUCCUGAGGCUUUAGCCUACCUGAGGAUCAUGGGAACUGAACUUGGAUACAUCAAGACAAGCGAGAUUGAAAAUAUGGCAUAUACUGUUGCUAUGUAUGCUGAAAUCUUUUUCAAGACACUUCCCAAGGAGUUCAUGAAGUCUCUGAUGUCCGGCACUGAUAAUGAGCUUUUCGGUCACUACAUCUUCAUGGACAAUGAGUUCACCCUUCCUACUGCUGCUGGCUUCCCUCUAAAAUUCACUCUGGCUGGUGUCUUUGCCGCUGGAGCUAAAGGAGGCCUAAGCAUCACUCCAGGCAUGAAGGCACUGUCCUUCAUGCCCUCUGCGGGAGUGGAGUUUGUGACACAAAUGGGUGUUCACAUCCCAGAAUUCAUCACAGCUGGCAUCGAAAUGCACACCAACAUGUACCAUGAUAGUGCACUAAACGCCAAGGUUACCAUGGAUGACAACCGGUUCAAACUGUCCAUCCCAGCACCCCAGGGCACCACCCAGCUCUUCAGCAUCAGCAACAGACUGCUGUCUGUGUCCACUAUGCAGACCAAGAUAGUACCCCCACUGGUCGAGGACAGAACUGACUCUGUGGAGUGUAAUCCCCUCUUCUCUGGGAUAAAGUACUGCACUACUGUCCGUUACUCCAAUGCUAGCUCCAUUGAAGCUGCUCCCUAUUAUCCUUUGACCGGAGAGACCAGGUUUGCCUUGGAGAUUCAGCCCACCGGGGAGGUCACUGAAUAUACUGCUGCCCUCACCUAUGAGCUCCUGAGGGAAGGCAAAGAGGGCCGUCAAAAGGUGGACGCUGUGAAGCUGGUCUUGAAAGCAGAGGGUGCUGAACCUUCUGAGGCCACUGCCACUCUGAAGUACAACAGGAACAGGAACACCCUAACCACCGACAUCCAGAUCCCUGACUGUGACCUGGAGGCUGGAAUCAGGCUGGCUGUCACUGACAGCAAUGUGAAGGGGAAGAAAAUGCGUGCCAUUACCAUCGAUGUGACCAACAAAAACAUUCCUCAGCUGUCUCUAGUUGGCCGUGCCAGACUUGAGGCAAUGAAGGAUGGGAUGCUACAAUUCCAACUAACUGUUCCAUCCUUGAACACUGAUGCCACAGCCACAGCCACAAUGAAGUAUGCCAAUGGCCUCAUCCUGGAGCUGGAGACAUCUGUCAAUGUUCCAGAGACUUCCUCUGUACAGAAAGUCAUCCUCAGAUAUGAUGAGAACAGAGUUGAGGUUGAGAUGAAGUCUGAUAUGAGUUCAGAGAUUCAAAAACUCCUCCCUGAAACUGAGGUCUACCAGAAGAAGCUCCAGAAGAUCAUUGAUGACCUCCUGGACCAGAAGGUGGCAAAGACUGACAUGAAACUGCGGCACAUAGUCUCCAAAGCUAUUGAGGCAGGUAAUAUCUGGCUGGACAAAGUUGCAGGGGAUAUCCCCUAUGUGGAUAAUUUGAGGAACAGAAGAAACAUCCCUGAAUUGACCCUACCUUCACUUCCUGAGAAACUGUACCUGAAAUAUGACAGCUUGCUGAGGUAUCAGUUCAACAAGAACAGAAUCACCCUGACUAUCCCCCUGCUUCUCGGUGGAAAAACUUCAGAGGAUCUGAAUAUCCCCACCAAAGUAUCUAUACCCAAUGUGUACAUCCCUGAGAUCGGGUUGGAUAUUCCCAGCAGGGACUUUGCAGUCCCCACUUUUACCAUUCCCCCCAAUAUUGAGUUCACUCUGCCCCUGAUGGGAAUGGCUGAGGCAUCUGCCAAGGUCAACAGCAACUUCUACAACUGGGAGGGGUCUGUCUCCGGUGGCAGUGACACCACGGAUGUGCCCAGCUUUAUUGGCAAAUUCAAAGUUGCAGCUGACUGCCCCAUCAACAUCCUUUCUUACGAAGUAGAAGGGACUGGAAUGAUCAGUGGAACACAUACUGACACUUUGAAGUACCUUGUGGAUGGCUCCCUGAGACACAGUCUCUUUGAUGCCAGCUUCAGUAUCAUAGAAACAGGACACUGGGCAGACACAAUGUCCACCAGAAGUAAUUACAAGAUUGAGGCCUCUAGCCCGUUGGGCUUGCAAAUGUCUUUGUACUCAUCUUCCAAAGGUUCCGCAGAUUCUGAGCAGGUCACAUUAGAAUCCAAUCUUGAUGGCUUCUUGAGGGUGCGCACCAUGCAUGCCGGCUUCAACCAUACUUAUACUUACAUCGUCUCAGGCACAGAGGCAAGAGGUGACUCAGACCUGAAGGUGGACUCCACACUACUCCAGGCGCACAACAGGAUUAACGGGCUUUACUCACCAGGCGACCUUUCCAUCAUCUCGAACACUAACAUCAACAACGAUGCUCUGAAGCAUGUGGCUGAGCUCUCGUUCAGGAACAGACAGCUCUCCUUGAAGUGCAAUGCUGUCUCCAUGGUCCUUGGCAAGGCACUCCGCAACAAAGUUGAGUUUGCUGUCUCUGGAGAGGCUGCCAGCAUCAGAGUGGAGACAGAAGGUGAAGCCGCAGAGAACCGUGCCUACUCCGUUCUCUCUGGCUCCUUGAACACCGAGGGCCUGGAGAUAAACUCAGAAGGCUCCAUCAAUGCUGAGAUCGGCUAUGGUUCCCAUAAGGCAACCCUGAAAAUCAACAAGGAUGGCUUAGCAACAAGCGGAACUACAACCCUCCAGUGUAGCCCUCUGACCUUUGAGAACAUCUUCGAUGGUAGCAUUGAUGGCUCUGGAGCCACUCUCUCCCUCACUUCUAAAGGAUCUGUACUGGAGAACAGUGCUGAGCUCAAGGUUGAUGGGAAGAUCGGAGGUGACGAGGCUUAUUUGAACAGUGCAUACAAAGGAAACCUCCUUGAUAUGAACACCAGGGACACAAUGAACAUGAGAGUUAACAGGCAAGGCUUGACAUUCUCAAACAACCUGGUGGGAUCACUGAAGAACAUGAGGACCGAGCACAGUCACACUCUGACCUUCACCCUCUGGACCCUGGCCUUCCACUCCAAGACAGACAACUUCAUCUGUGACAGUACCUCCUACAAGCAUGACAUCAAGGUUGACCUUAUUCCCUUCGUUGCAAAAGUGAGCAUGAACCAUGAUCUGAGACUCCUGGAUGUUGAAUUCAACACUGAUGGGCUUCUCAAUCUUGAGCCUCAUAAGAUGGGCUUGAAGGGAAGUCUGAGGGGAGCCUAUGGAGAGGAGCAGGAGCUCAGACACACUUAUGAAAUCAAUUACUAUAACCUGGCUGGCACCGUGAAGUGUAGCACUACUGGGAAAAUCUUGGGAGCUCAGAUGAGCCACAACUCAGACUUGGAAGUUGCUGGACUUUCCUCCAAAUUCAGCAGUGAGGCUCGAUUCAACUCCAAAUCAUUCCGCCUUGACAGCACUGUUCGCACUCUUGCUGUACCAUUCAGCCUUAGUGUUGAUGCAAUCGUAAACAGUGAUGGUGAGCUGAACUUGUAUGGUAAGCUCACUGGCCAGCUAUACAGCAGGUUCCUCCUUAAAGCACAGCCUUUAGCUGUUGCAUACUCCCAUGACUGCAGGGCCUCAACCACCCACCAGCUGGAGAGCGGUGAUUCAGCUGAGGUUCAAUUUGACAACAAGAUCAAUGGUGUGCUGUCUCCUCAUGAGCAGUCCACAACAUGGAGGAUGAAGUCCAAGCUGAACAACCAUGCAUAUAACCAGGACAUCAGUGUUUACAACAACCCUGAGAGGAUUGGGGUUGAGGUCUCUGGAACUUUGCUCACAGACAUUCUGAACAAACCCACAAGAGAAGCUCGGGAUGUUUCAGGACAGAAUCAAGAAUUUAGCCUUUCUGGUUUUCUGAAGUAUGACAAGAAUGGUGACUCACAUAUUAUUGAGCUGCCUUUCAUUGAGAAUUUCCCUGCUUUUUUUGAAAAAAUGAAGGCUGCAAUUGUAAGCGCACUUGAGUCCCUGCAGCAUUACAUCAACAGCGCUGAUAUCAACCAGAUCGUUGGUGAAUUCAGGGUCACUUUGGACAAGCUACCAAGACAGGUCAGUGACUACAUGAAUGAUGUGGAUCUAGAGAAUCAGUUCAAUAAAGCUAAAGAGAAGCUGAUUGCCCUCACAGAAGAAUAUACUGUCACUCUGGAUGACUUAGAGAUCUCUCUGGAGAACCUGAAGGAAGCCCUCGAAAAAGCUUUGAACAAUCUGGUUACUGGAGUUAGAGACUUGAUAGUUUUUAUCAAGAAACAGGUCAAUAGAGGAACUUGGUCAAAGACCAUCACAGACCUUCUUACACAGAUUGGAAAUGAGCUGAAGGCUUUUGAUGAGAGGAAUGAGAUCACUAAGUCAAUCGUUAGAGCAAUCAGUGCUAUUGAAGACAUCAUCAGGCAGAUUGAUUUGCAGAAACUGACAGACAGCAGCAUUGCCUGGUUGCAGGAUCUUGAUGCUAAAUAUGAAAUCAGAGCUAAACUACAGGAGAAAGUGAGCGAACUGAAACAGGUUGUUGAGAGUUUUGACAUUAUGAUGUUGAUUCAGGAUCUUCAGGACUACAUCAGCUCCAUCAAUGUGGCUGAGUACCUGAACCAACUAACGACUCAGAUUCCUACUGAGGAAAUGGCCAGAGUUAUUGAUUCUAUGAAAGAUGUCAUUCUUAACUGGUUUGAGGAAUAUGAAGUUGCUUACAAGAUCAAUGUAGUAUAUUCCAAAUUGAGAGAAUUACUUGUUAAGUAUGAGUUCGACAAGAAAAUUGAGGUGAUCAUGAACCAGGUUUUAGAUCUCCUUAAACAAUACAAAAUCCAAGAGGCAGUGCAGUCAGUGGUCAACAUUCUGAAAAGCAUUGACUUUCAGUCCCUGUCAGAUAAAUUCAUGCAAAUGUUUGAUGAUGUAAUCAAUCACUUGAAGGCAAUUAACUUUAAAGAACUAAUGGAUGAGCUGAAUGACUACAUUGCCAAGAUUGUCCAGAAAAUUCAAGAAUUUAAUUAUGACACAUUUGUUGAUGAGGCAAACCAGAAAAUCAGUGAGAUGACCAGGUAUGUGAAUGAGCAAAUCGAAGCAAAUGAGAUCCCUCAGAAAAUUGAGGCUUCAAGGGAAUUUGUCAGAGGGAUCCAGGCAUCCAUCGUUAACUACUUGGAACAGCUGAAAAAUUCAAAAGUUGCAGAGGUUUUCAAAAUGAUGAAGGAUGUAUUUGACACAACUGCUUUCAAUGACAUUAAGACAAAGCUUCAGGAGAACCUUGAAGACAUGAGACAAAGAGUCAGUGACAUGGACAUUAGAGAAGAAAUUCUAAUUUACUUGCAUCGGGCAAGUGACUCCUACACAAACAUGAUUAGUUAUAUCACAGUUCAGAUAAAUAAAAUGAUUGAAGAAAUCCACAAAGUGGUUAAGGACCAGGAAAUCAUCAACCAGAUUGGGCAGGUUGUUGAAGGAGUUCUUAAUGCACUGAGGACAGCAGAGUUUGAAAUACCCUCUUUUACUGUUCCCCUCACAGACCUUGUUGUACCAAGCAUCAUGGUCAACUUGCAAAAGCUACAUGAGAUUAACAUCCCAGCACAGGUUUCUAUUCCAGAGUUCACCAUUCUGAACCUAUAUUCCAUCCCAGCCAUCACCAUUGACUUUGAAGAGGUAAAACAAAGAGUCAUAGAACUUAUUGACAGCAUCAGAGACUUUGAACUCCCACUGCCUGAGCCUGAAUCCAUCUUUGGAGAUCUAAGAGUAAUCUAUCUAUCUGACCUGCCUGACCUGACAUUUCCAGAGGUCACCAUAAAUGAGAUCAAGUUUCCAGAGAUCAACAUCCCAAAACUCAAUCUGGAAAACUUUGAAAUCACAAUGCUCCCACUCCCUGAGCUCAAGGUGCCUCACAUUCCCAGCGAAUUCACAGUCCCUGCUUUUGGCAAGCUGUAUGGUGAGUUUAGGAUCAACUCUCCCCAUUACAACGUCAUGACAACAGCAGUUCUACAAAACGCUACAAGCAGUCCUAGGACCCCACAGUUCACAGCCUCCCUGACGUCCCAAGCAAAGUCAACAAUAGAGUACCUUGACUACACUUUGGAUGCCUCUGCCCGUCUUGAAGCCCCCGAAAUGAGAAACCUUGUCUUUAGUGAGACUCUAAAAUUUACCCACAUGGCAUUCACAGUUGAUCAUCAAGGUGCAGUGACCCUCAGUGGCCCAUCAGCACAGGCAACUGCUAAGACAAUCGCCAAGGCCACUACUGAUGUCUACACUGCUGAUAUUGUCAACAACGUGCUUAUAACCUUGGAGAGUGGCAUCUCUGCAUCCAUGGAGACCACUUACAAUCACAACCUGAACAUUCCAUCUUACGAUGUGUCAUGCCAGACUUCUAUGAUACAGAAGGCAAUCACUCGUCUUGAAUCUGGCACAGUCUCUGUGACUGUUGGAACAACAGGAAAUGGGAAAUGGUCUAUCCAGGACUACUCUGAUGAUGGCACCCACAAGAGCGACCUUGAGUUUAGCAUCAAUAUCAACACAGCUAAGCUCACAUUUGCAGGAGAGACAAACAGCAAGACCCUGAAAAUGAAACAAGCUGUGAAUGCUGAAUCAGUCAUCUUCAGCUACAUCACCAUUGAUGCACAUGCUGAGACAGAAACUCCCUUCAUCAAAAGAAGUGUUGUGGUAGUGAAUGGAAAGGGUGAGGUGGAGGAUCUUAAAAUCGAGCUCACAGCUUCUCAUAACACAGAGCUCAUUGGCAGAGUCAGCGGAAGUCUGUCCCACUCGAUUAAUUUCCUUGCUCGUCCAUUUGAGGUUGUUCUUGACUGCAAGAACAAAGCAAACACAAAGAUCAUCUUCCCCUUGAAACUGACUGGAAAGAUUGAUUUUCAGAAUGACUAUGCUCUGACACUCAACUCUGAAGUUCAGCAUGCUAACUGGGUUGGUUUAGCCAGAUUCAAUCAGUAUAAGUACUACCACAACUUUACAUUGGACAACAAUGUGGAUGUCAUUGCAGUAUAUGCAGCGAUAAACAGUGAAGCUAAUCUUGACUUUUUGACUGUCCCUCUCACCAUCCCAGAAAUGGAUGUGCCUUACACAUCCAUGAAAACCCCAACUAUCAAAGAGGUUUCUCUGUGGGAACACACUGGCCUGAAAGACAUUCUAACCACCACACGUCAGUCAUUUGACAUGAACUUCAAGCUUCUGUACCAGAAGAAUCCUGAAACACAUGCCAUCGACUUGAACCUGGAGCCCAUCUAUGAUGCCAUAAACGAGAAUGCCAAGAUAAUGAGUGCAAACUUUGAGCUUGGAAGAGACAAAGCAUUUGCCUUGCUCACAAAAUCUUACAACGAGGCUAAGGCACAGUUUGAAAAAUUCAAAAUUGACACUUCCAAUCAGCCUCCCAGGAUCUUCACUGUCCCUGGUUAUACUGUCCCCAUCUUGAAUAUUGAGGUUUCUUCCUUCACUGCUGAACUGCCAGCAUUUAGCUUCCUCAUUCCCAAAGAAGUCAGUACACCCAGUUUCAGAGUGCCAAUGAUGGGAUUCUCUGUACCAACAUACACUCUUGUGCUGCCUGCCCUCGAGCUGCCAGUCCUGCAUGUGCCUGAAACACUCAGUGAACUGACUUUGCCCACGUUUACACUACCUGCAAUGCAGAACAGCAUUACAAUCCCUGCCAUGGGCAACAUGACCUAUGAUUUUUCACUGAAAUCCUCUGUUAUCACAUUGAAUAUCAAUGCUGGCCUGUUCAAUCAGUCUGAUAUUGUGGCAAGGUUCGGGGCCUCCUCAACCUCUGUGUUUGACAUUCUCAAAGGAAAACUCGAUGCCACCACAAGCCUGACCAGGAAGAGAGGCCUAAAGCUGGCUACUGCUUUAUCCCUUGACCACGUGAAUCUAGAAGGCAGUCAUGACAGUACAGUCAGCCUCACCAGAAAGAGUAUGGAGGCUUCUGUGGCAACCACUGCCAAGGUGAAACUGCCCAUCCUAAACUUGGAGUUCAAUCAAGAACUCAUUGGGAACACUAAAACUAAGCCAAAUUUGGCCUCCAAGAUGAAGCUUAAGUAUAGCUUCAACCUGCCAAAGAUUGUUGUUGGUAAGGGAAACAUUGACCAUAACCUGGGCCUGGAGGGACUGACAUCGUAUAUGUCUCUGGAAACUUCAACAAAGGGAAAGAUUGAUGGAACAGUGAUGGAAAAGAACAUUUUUGCCGGAGCCCUCAACAAUGAGGCCAAUGUCUACUUGAAUGCUAAUGGCUUGCGCUCCACCAUAAAGACAGAUGCUAGCUCCACAGUAGACCACAGGAAAACCAACAUCUGGAACAUGGACAUGAACAAGAUUAUGGCUCUGGAGGCCUCUCUACGUCGGGUGUAUGCCAUGCUGAACUACACCAGCAACAACGAAGUCAACACGGCAUCCUUUGAUAGCAAGGGAAAACACAUUGCCAGGGCAACCCUUGACUUUGUUCCACUAACAGCACUGACAGCUAAUGUAGAGAUUGACAUGUCCCAGCCAAGCAGCAUUGGUCAUGCCGGCAUCAUUGAGAACAUUGACCUUGCAAUCACCACAGAAAAGCAGACAUUCAGCUGGAGUGGCAAGGAGCAAAUCAUGUCUGCCAUCCAUGCAGCCGACCUGCUGCUGUCCAAUGAUGAGGAUGAAGCGCGCAUAGAGAUCAGUGAAUCUGUGGAAGGCUAUCUUGCUUUCCUGAAGACUAUCAAGCUGCCUGUCUAUCAGAAGACCAUUUGGGAUGUGCUGAAGUUUGACCUGGCCACCAGCGAUGAUAAGCCACAGUUCCUGAAUGCCUCCACCAUUGUGGUGUACACAAAGAACAAAGAGGGAUUCAACUUUGCUCUGCCAACCAAAGUGUUUGAGAAUGGUAUCACCUUCAGCAUUCCAGAAAUCACUCUGGCAGUCCCUGCUUGGGUAAAGGACAUUCCCCUGAGCAUUAGAGAAAUUGACAUGCGUUUUGAAAAUGUUAACUUCCCAGAUGUAGUCUCUCUUCCUCCAGUCAUCCCCAUUCCAGCUUUUGAGGUGCCUUUCACCACUCUGGAGGUGCCCUCUUACACCCUGGACCUCAAGAAUAUUGAAAUUCCCAAUGUGAUCAGCAUACCUGGGUUUGAAAUCAAACUGCCUGGUCUGCCCAAGAUGAAAAUCCCCGACAUCAGCGUUGACACUGAAUAUCUGAAGGACAAAAUGUCAUUCCUGUUGAUGAAAAUUCCACAGCAUGAAAUCGCUAUCUCUUCCUUCACAAUCCCAAAGUCGUUCACCGGCGGCGAGCACACCAUCCACUUGGAUGUGAUUGCUAGCCAGAUCUCAAACUUCGAGAUGCCAGCCAUCACAAUCCCAGAGCAGAAGAUUGAGGUCCCUGAGAUUUCCAUCUACCUACCCUCUGGUGUGUUCAUCCCUUAUUUUGGAGCCCUGUCUACCACUGUGAAGUUUUCUUCUCCCAUUUACAACACAACAUGGACUGCAAAGGUGGAGAACAAAGAUUCUACCCUUGUCUCUUCUCUCAAGUCGUCCUGCAGCUCCACCAUUCUGUUACUGGAAUAUGAUCUGGAUGCCACUGCCACUACUCGCAUUGAAGAUGGAGCCCUGAGCCUGCUUGGCAAAUGCACACUUUCCCACAGUGAUCUGAACGUGGACUGGCAGCAUAUCUUCACACAGAAUCUGAGGACGAGACGCCAAGCCUCUUCUGAUGCCAGCAGCUCCCGCCACACUCUGAGUGUAGACCUCACUAGCCCAACAUUCAUUGACAUGAACUUCCGCUAUACUUCCCGAAAAGAUGGCCUCAGUGCCACUGUCUCCUCUCCCUCUUCUGGAUUUCUUGGAUUCCUUCUGCAGAGAAGGACCCCUGCUCAGUUUCAAGGAAAGCUGUUUGCCCGUUACCCGUCUGCUCCUGAGAAGGAUGUGGAGAUCCUGAGUGCUAAGGCAACGCUAAGAAACUCAGAGAAGCUGAUGCUCCAAGCUGGCUGGAAUGCUGACGCCCCAUGGGACAUGCUCUUGGGACUUAAGGAAAGGGUGCCUGCCAUUACAAAUGCGCUGUUUAAAUUUGCCAACAAGCACCACACUGCGCAGUUCGGCAUGGACCUGAACCGUGCCUCACUGAAGCUCAAAAACACCCUGUCCAACACCAUUGAGAGAGCUUACCAUGAGAUCCCCAGGAUCUUUGAGUCACUACAGAGUGGCAUCGAGCAGAUGAGGGAUCAGGGCAAGGUGAUGUACAAGAAGGCCACUGACGGAAUGCUGGUAGACCUACAGGAAGUCGUGAGCAAGUUCUCUGACAAUGCCAGACAUCUUCUCAGGCAAUAUGGGAAGAACAUCAAAGUCAUGCUGGACGCUGUCAUCAAAUUCUUGAGUGAAACCAAAUUUCAGUUGCCUGGGUCGAAAGACAAGCUCACAGGACAAGAACUGUUCCAGAGGGCCAGCAGCUCUGUAGCUAUGGCCAUCGACCAGGUUGUCCAGCAAAUAGCUGACUUCUUGGAGUCCUACCCAGAAGCCUUGUUCGAUCACAUCAGAAAGAUUGAGUUUACAAUUCCUGGCACGGACCAAGUUGUCAGUGGAAGGGAGAUUCUGGACAGCGUGAAAUCCACCAUGAGGAAGAUCCAGAACCAGAUAGUUGAGAUGGUGCAGAACGCAAAGUCUGUUAGCCUGGAGGAGAUGCUGCAGAAGCUGAGUGACUUCCUGCAAUCCUGCCUCCGCCAGGCUGAGAAGCUCAUCGCCUCCCUGAAAUCGAAGGACCUGGAUGAGCUCUCCACCCGCAUCAACGAGGCCUACACAGACCUCCGCAGAUCCAGCACCAUGCGUGAGAUCAGCGUGCGCAUCGAGGAGGCCAGGCAGGCUACUGCAGAAUACAAAGACAAGGCUAAAAUGACAAUCCAGGACAUCUACAACAAGAUGACCCUCGAACGCCUGAAUACCAACCUUCAGUCCUUGAUUGAAGUGAUUAACACUCAUACGAAUAGGUUCCUCAGCGAGCUCAUCGACUUUCUCCAGCAGGUCUCCAAGAGCGCGCAACCUUACGUGAGAGUGAGCAACAAAAAGAUGGACAUUGAAAUUCCACUUCCCUUCUUUUGGAAAUCCUUCAGUGAGUGGCCACAGAGCCGGUAUUAAGCCCAAUUAAGCACUACCAUCUGAAUGGGAAACGUUGAAUGCCUGCCUAAAAAGGACACUUGUUAUUAACUCAUAAAAUCUUUGAGAACUUAUUUAAAGCUGUUAUACUGACAUAUAUACAUCUUUUUGAACCCGUUGUUAUUCUUUGUGUGUAAUUUGUGUGUGAAAACAAACCACAGCUGGUCAUGCUAAUUUGGUUUAUUAUGUUUGAAUGAAUGCUAAUUCUUUAUUCUUUAUAUCUUUUUCUAUUUAAGAUGCAGUGAAUACAGAAUAUCAAUAAAGGCAAUUUGUACUGCA